CUCAUUUAAAUUUGGCAAAGCGUCACGGUUCUAAAGAUACCUCAUACCCCACUUACCCAAUCAUAAUCAGACACGUGGAGUCGUAUUUGUUCGCGCUCCCCUUUUUUACACUUACGUGGGAUCUCUCAAUCUCAAAUCCAUCGUCCGUUAGAAUCUUCUCUUCAAUUGCGUCGUCGGCAUUUCCACUCCACACCAUCGCCGAUCCCCCCCAAUACCGCGUUAGAUUCGCUUUUGCGAUUCUCGAGUUCACCGGAAAUGUGGAAGCCGAAUACUCGGAUUCUUUGAGAAAUGAUAAUUACGAAACAUUGAUUUGCUGAUUUCUAGAUUUGGAAGGUAAAGUGAGAGAUGAUAAGAGAUCAAAUGACUUAGGCGGCACUACUCUAGUGGAAGCAAGGAUUACGAUCUAAGCUUCCAAGUUUGCUUAGGAGGAAAUUCGGUUGUUUUUGGUGGAAUUUUUGAGACGGCUGAAAUGUCGAAGGUGGUGUACGAAGGAUGGAUGGUGAGAUAUGGAAGAAGGAAGAUCGGCCGAUCUUUCAUACACAUGCGAUAUUUCGUACUCGAAAAUCGACUUUUGGCUUAUUACAAGAGAAAGCCACAAGAUACUCAGGUUCCAAUCAAGACCCUGUUGAUAGACGGAAACUGUAGAGUGGAGGAUCGAGGCUUGAAGACACACCAUGGACAUAUGCUUUAUGUUUUGUCUGUUUACAACAAGAAGGAGAAGUACCACAGAAUCACGAUGGCAGCAUUCAACAUCCAGGAAGUCCUAAUAUGGAAGGAAAAAAUAGAGUCUGUAAUUGAUCAGCAUCAGGAGCCUCAAAUUGCUAAUGGUAACAAAUAUGUUUCUUUUGAAUAUAAAUCUGGGAUGGAUAAUGGGAGGACUGCUUCUUCUUCGGACCAUGAAUGUCAGUUCAGUGCCCAGGAGGAUGAAGUUGAUGCACCAUCAAGUUUGCUAAGGAGAACAACUAUUGGAAAUGGUCCUCCAGAUUCAAUAUUCGACUGGACACAGGAAUGUGACUCAGAAUUGGCAAAUCACAAUGCCAACAACCAAGCAUUUUCUGGAAAACAUUGGCGCCUCCUUCAAUGUCAAAAUGGACUUCGCAUUUUUGAAGAGCUUGUUGAAGUUGAUUACCUUCCAAGGAGCUGUAGUAGAGCAAUGAAAGCUGUAGGUGUUGUGGAAGCUACUUGUGAGGAAAUUUUUGGUCUUGUAAUGAGCAUGGAUGGAACUAGAUUUGAGUGGGAUUGUAGUUUUCAGUACGGUAGUUUAGUUGAAGAGGUAGAUGGGCAUACAGCUAUAAUUUAUCACAGGCUUCAGUUGGAUUGGUUUCCUCUGUUUGUAUGGCCCCGUGACCUUUGCUAUGUGCGUUAUUGGCGCCGAAAUGAUGAUGGAAGUUAUGUUGUAUUAUUUCGCUCUAGGGAGCAUGAGAAUUGUGGCCAACAACCAGGAUAUGUGCGGGCUCAUGUUGAAAGUGGAGGGUUCAACAUUUCCCCCCUGAAAUCUCGAAAUGGGAAGCCUAGAACGCAGGUGCAGCAUCUCAUGCAGGUUGAUUUGAAAGGAUGGGGUGUGGGUUAUGUUUCAUCAUUUCAGCAGCACUGUCUUCUUCAGAUGUUGAAUAGUGUUGCUGGAUUGCGUGAAUGGUUUGCUCAAAUAGAAGAAAGAGGUGCUCCUCCUAGAAUUCCUGUUAUGGUCAAUAUGGCCGCAUCUUCAGUUUCCUCAGUUAAGACUCAAAAGAUAGAUGAGUUAUCUGUUCCCCCUGGCCCUUCUCUUGAUCAAACAAAUGCUGCAAGCAGAAACUCUGUGAUGAUGGAUGAAUACUCUGACGAAGAUGAAGAACAAAUGCCUGAGGCAGAACAAGAGGCAUGUCCAACAAAAAGUGACAAUGAUGCCAAGAGAACAGCCCCAAAAGAAGAACCAUUUGAGAAAAUUGAUUUGUCAUGCUUUUCUGGUAAUCUACGACGUGAUGACCAUGAUAAUUCUCGUGAUUGUUGGAGAAUUUCGGAUGGUAACAAUUUCAGAGUCCGUAGCAAGCAUUUUUGUUUCAACAAAACAAAGAUUCCUGCCGGGAAGCAUUUAAUGGAUCUUGUUGCUGUUGAUUGGUUUAAAGACACAAAAAGAAUGGACCAUGUUGCUAGGCGUCAUGGCUGUGCUGCACAAGUUGCUUCAGAAAAGGGGCUUUUCUCUUUGGUCUUUAAUGUUCAAGUUCCUGGCUCAACCCACUAUAGUAUGGUCUUUUAUUUUGUGACAAGGGAACUAGUACCUGGGUCCCUUUUGCAUCGAUUUGUUGAGGGUGAUGAUGAGUUCCGCAAUAGUAGGCUGAAGCUUAUUCCCUCAGUGCCAAAGGGGUCAUGGAUUGUGCGACAGAGUGUUGGGAGCACCCCCUGUUUGUUGGGAAAAGCAGUUGAUUGCAACUAUAUCCGUGGUCCCAAGUACUUAGAGGUUGAUAUUGACAUAGGUUCUUCUACGGUUGCUAAUGGAGUUUUGGGGCUUGUCAUUGGUGUAAUCACAACAUUGGUGGUUGACAUGGCUUUCCUUGUACAGGCAAAUACAACAGAUGAGCUGCCAGAGCGGCUAAUUGGUGCAGUUCGUGUUUCUCAUAUAGAGCUAUCGUCUGCCAUAGUUCCGAAGCUGGAUGCUGAUCCAUCAUGAUUGUAUUGACCACACACAGUUCAUCUAUACGGAUUAUUUGUUCUAAUAUUUCAUUCACAUUUCCUCUUUUAUCAUUCAACAUUACAAAAAGGAAGCCGUCACUUUUGUUUUUCCA
Molecule: messenger RNA, 2759 nt
Organism: Gossypium raimondii (Peruvian cotton)
Lineage: Eukaryota; Viridiplantae; Streptophyta; Magnoliopsida; Malvales; Malvaceae
Product: protein ENHANCED DISEASE RESISTANCE 2
Exons: 23
Coding region: 470-2644 (724 amino acids)
Molecular function (GO): lipid binding
Source: RefSeq, a predicted model, not a curated record